Messenger RNA from Capronia coronata CBS 617.96, 2583 nucleotides. RefSeq lists its product as uncharacterized. The coding region runs from base 1 to 2583 and encodes 860 amino acids. NCBI's taxonomy places the organism in Eukaryota, Fungi, Ascomycota, Eurotiomycetes, Chaetothyriales, Herpotrichiellaceae. The record is from RefSeq and is a predicted model, not a curated record. The transcript has 7 exons.
AUGGUUGCCCACGCUCCUGACGGGGUGCCUAUUAUUGAUAUUCGGGAUGACCAUUCGGACCAUUCGCUCCUCGAGACGCUGCGUCGCUCUCUCAAUCCUCCCCAGGGCCAGCCGCGCACGUUUCCGACCUUGUUGCUCUAUGAUGAGAAGGGUUUGAAACUGUUUGAGGAGAUCACUUACGUGGACGACUAUUACCUCACCAAUGCCGAGAUUCAAUCACUCGAAACGCAUGCCAACGACAUUGUCGCGCGAUUUCCUGACGGCGCCCGUCUUGUGGAACUUGGAAGCGGGAAUCUUCGGAAAGUGAGCAUUCUACUACGAGCUUUUGAGGUUGCCAAAAAGCAUCUCGACUAUUAUGCAUUGGAUGUCUCGCUGUCCGAAUUGAAGCGCACGUUCUCCCAAAUCGACACCAGUGACUGGCAAUAUGUCACUCUUCACGCUUUGUACGGCACCUACGAUGAUGCUUUAUCAUGGCUGGCCCAAUCAGGCACCGAUGGCAAGCCAACCUGUGUCAUGACCUUGGGCUCUUCCAUUGGGAAUUUUUCCAGAGAGGACGCUGCCAAAUUUCUGGCCUCCUUCAAGAAUGUUUUAUCCCCCUCCGAUCUCAUCCUUGUUGGUGUAGAUGCUUGUCAAGAACCCGACCGGGUUUUCAGGGCCUACAACGACCGUGACCAUGUCACCGAGAAGUUCUACCGAAAUGGGCUUACCCAUGCCAACGUCGUCCUUGGCUAUGAGGCUUUCAAGCAGGACGAAUGGCACAUCGAGACUAAGUAUGACGAGAAGGCGAACAAGCACGAGGCAUUCUAUGUCCCUUUGAAGGACAUCCAGACCCCAGACUUUUCCUUCCACAAGGGUGAAAAGAUCCAUUUGGAAGACGCCUACAAGUAUUCCGAGGCUGAAAGUGACCAGCUUUGGCACGCCGCUGGCCUGAUCCCGCAGAUGGCAUACGGAAACAAGAGCAAUGAUUAUUUCCUCCAUCUCUUGUCUCCCGCUACAAUCAACUUCCCAACAAAGCCACUGGAAUAUGCGGCUAGUCCUGUCCCUUCGCUAAACGACUGGCAACAGCUCUGGGUGGCCUGGGAUGUCGUGACGAAGUCGAUGGUUCCUAGAGAUGAAUUGUUGAAUAAGCCGAUCAAGUUGCGAAACGACCUCAUUUUCUACCUGGGUCAUAUUCCCACCUUUGCAGACAUCCAUUAUAUCAAGGCCACCGCAGACAAGCCAACAGACCCUGCCGCGUAUGCGUCCAUUUUUGAACGAGGAAUUGACCCAGAUGUGGACAAUCCAGAGGUGUGCCAUGAUCAUAGCGAGAUCCCAGACACCUGGCCCCCAUUGAAAGACGUCCUGGACUAUCAACAUCGGGUUCGAGAACGAAUUGUCGAUAGUCUUAACUCGGGCAGAGCCUACACCGACCACAAGCUCGGACGCGGUCUCUGGCUCGCCUAUGAGCACGAAGCCAUGCAUCUGGAGACCUUCUUGUAUAUGUUGCUUCAGAGUGAGCGAGUUUUGCCACCGCCCGGACAACAAGUGCCCGACUUUAAAGCUCUGGGGUCACAAGCUCGUUCCAAUCGUGUGCAGAAUCAGUGGCACAGAAUUCCCACAAGCAAAGUCACCAUUGGGUUGGAUGAUCCCGAGGAUGAUCUCGGUACGGAUCGCUAUUUUGGCUGGGACAACGAAAGACCAUCGCGCAUUGUGGCCGUGAAAGAAUUCGAGGCUCAGAGUCGACCCAUCAGCAAUGGCGAAUAUGCGCAUUUCCUGGAAGUCACCCAUAAGGGCACUCUUCCAGCAUCAUGGAUCGCCUCCAAGAUGGACGGUCAUGCCAACGGCACCAACGGCACCAAUGGAGUCAAUGGCGCCAACGGGACUAACGGCCAUGGUCGAGACGUCCUCGAUAUGGCCAGCUCUUCGUUCGUUGAGGACAAAUCUGUUCGCACAGUCUAUGGACCAGUCCCUCUCAAAUACGUCCUCGAUUGGCCUGUUAUGGCAUCAUACGACGAACUGGCCGCCUAUGCACAUUGGUCGAAUGGACGUAUUCCGACUCUCGAAGAGGCGAGAAGCCUGUACCAGUAUGUCGAAGAGCAGAAGAGGACGGUUGAAAAAGUCCCCAGUGUGUUGAUCUCGGCAGUGAACGGGCAUCUCUCCAACGAAGGUGUAGAAGAAACGCCGCCAUCCUACUCUUCCAGGACCAACGGCGCUGUCGCCAAUGGCGAUAGUGCAAAGGGUCCAUCCACGACUCUUAACCCCAACGACCUUUUCAUUGAUCUGUCUGACCGCGACGUCGCGUUCCGUCACUGGCAUCCGACACCCGUCACGGGUGAGGGUGGACGUCUUUGUGGCCAGAGUGACCUGGGUGGGCUCUGGGAAUGGACCAGCACACCUUUGGCGCCAUACGAAGGCUUCAAGGCUAUGGACCUGUAUCCCGGUUACACAGCGGAUUUCUUCGAUGGCAAACACAACAUCUGUCUCGGUGGUAGUUGGGCCACAGUUCCCCGCAUCGCUGGCCGCAAGUCCUUCGUCAACUGGUAUCAACGAAACUACGUGUAUGUGUGGUGUACUGCCAGACUGGUUCGGGAUGUUGCCGUCUAG